AGUAUCCCUGCUUUACAGUUUACACAUGACUAGUAGUACAUGUAUUUUGCAUGACUCUUAUUGUUUAGAAGCAUACAGUACUUCCUACAUUUACGAUUGUUCUUCCAUGAUCCUUGCAUGGCGCCACUACACACUGGAGAGUAGCUAGACCAACACUAAUUAUCAGUAGUCUUCAUUGUUUCUAAAUACAAUACUUGUGCCGCUAUGUUUCAUUUGCAAGAGGUCCUUGUGCAGUUGUAUGGACUUAUCUGCACUGUGAUAUCAGUCUCAUGCUCCAAUGCUUCCUUUGUAGCACUGAUGCGCGCUGCGAGUAAACAAUGGCAUUUCCAGAUUGCUUGCUACACUUUCACAUACAUUCUUUAGCUGUUUUGCUGCCUGCUGCUGGUUUCCCGCAAUAGACCCCAGCUGAAGCUUCCUAGCUGGCCCCCUUGCCAACGGCCUUGUUAGAUUCUAUAUAAGUUCUCUAGUUUUGCAUCUCAUAAGGGAGAGAUCAGAGAGAGAAGAGAGAGUCGUGGUUGAGAGAGAGCAAGUUCACUUUCACUUUGAUAUAAGAUAACCUCCAGGCCGUGCCGGAGUAAGUUCAGAUACGUUGGUUGACUGACUGUGGGUAGUAGCCUCCUAGCCUUAGACCACGCACGUUACAUUGGUGGCAGCGGUGGUUCAAUUUUAUAAUUGCUAGAUUCGAACCCACCUAGUAUCUGUAUUGCAUUGAUGGCAGCGGCGCUACAGAAUUGAUGGCAGCGGUAAAUUGUUUAUUGGUAUAACCGGUACCAGCAUGGCCCAACCUGAUGCGUCAGUCGCCGCUACUCCUUCGCCCGCCACGUCUCCCCCUAACCCGAAAUGAUGACGGACAGCGUCUCUACCGAUCAAGCUCCAUGUCCAACGUAAGCUAAUUCCCGAUAUGGCAUUCUCUUUCCUGUCUUCCUUCAGUCUUUCUGUUCUCUUCAGUCUUCCUUUAUGCGAGUGAGCGAAUCCAGUUUAGUCCGGUAGGCGUCCGAUCAUGGUGAGCCACGGUCUACCUAGCUAACCUGGGACAAUGGGUGUGAUACAUGUAUUUGGAGGACAAUAUUCCCUUUUUGACCCCGUGAGAUGGUGAGAACCUGGUGUGCUUCUAUUUUUUGAUUUGUUAUCAGUUCAGUUCUUCUGUCUACUCUAAACACGUUAUCAUUUCCGAUAUUAUUUUGCCAUAUCCCGGUUGACGCUCUACAAGUAAUACGCUAUCUACUAUGACGUUCUCACCGCCUCCUAUGAUCUGCUGCUGAGCUCCAGCUACUAGUGUCAGUUGUCACCCUUUCGGCCCAGCACUCUGUUCAAGAUUCAAGAAUACAUGUACGUGCAUGCAAGUUAGUUGUCCAGUCCACCUACUGACGGUGCCUUCUAGUGAGUACUGUUCCUCAUACAUCAUCGAACUCGUUGUCAAAUCACGAGGGCGUGAUUUAGUGUAGGAAGGGAGGGUGUAGUAUCCCUGCUUUACAGUUUACACAUGACUAGUAGUACAUGUAUUUUGCAUGACUCUUAUUGUUUAGAAGCAUACAGUACUUCCUACAUUUACGAUUGUUCUUCCAUGAUCCUUGCAUGGCGCCACUACACACUGGAGAGUAGCUAGACCAACACUAAUUAUCAGUAGUCUUCAUUGUUUCUAAAUACAAUACUUGUGCCGCUAUGUUUCAUUUGCAAGAGGUCCUUGUGCAGUUGUAUGGACUUAUCUGCACUGUGAUAUCAGUCUCAUGCUCCAAUGCUUCCUUUGUAGCACUGAUGCGCGCUGCGAGUAAACAAUGGCAUUUCCAGAUUGCUUGCUACACUUUCACAUACAUUCUUUAGCUGUUUUGCUGCCUGCUGCUGGUUUCCCGCAAUAGACCCCAGCUGAAGCUUCCUAGCUGGCCCCCUUGCCAACGGCCUUGUUAGAUUCUAUAUAAGUUCUCUAGUUUUGCAUCUCAUAAGGGAGAGAUCAGAGAGAGAAGAGAGAGUCGUGGUUGAGAGAGAGCAAGUUCACUUUCACUUUGAUAUAAGAUAACCUCCAGGCCGUGCCGGAGUAAGUUCAGAUACGUUGGUUGACUGACUGUGGGUAGUAGCCUCCUAGCCUUAGACCACGCACGUUACACUUGGAGAGAGAGGAAAUCAAGUUUUUUAUACACCGGAAGCGAUACUACCUUUGCUUUUGACACGUAUGUCGACUCGCCGGGUUUCCAGAGCAGCGCUGGCCUGGCCAGGCAGUGCGUCACUAUCGACUCCAUCCUCAUCUGUGUGCGACUACACUGGCGGUAUCAGUGUGUUGAUCUACAGUGGAAACUCAGUCGCUCCGACUUGGAUGUAGUGUAGCGUAAACUGUACUAGUGAGUAGUGUGUACCAGUACGUGAUGCGGCGAUGUUGCGAGUUUUCGCACCUUUCAGUUCACUGUAGACUAUUAUCCGCCAUCGUAUCCUGGCCUGUGUUCCGUACAGAUGGCGGCAGUAUUGCCGAUCAAGGGUUUGUGGCUUUCCACGCGAGCAUGCCAGAAAAACCUGACACAACAGUGCGCUUCUUCGACCGGGCUGACUACUAUACUGUGCACGGGAACGAUGCCAUCUUUGCAGCUAAGGAGAUUUUCCGGUCGAUGGGAGUUGUCAAGUACUGGGGUGCUGCCAAGCUUCCUUCCGUCAACUUGAGUAAAAUGAACUUUGAGUCGAUGGUGCGCGACUUGCUGCUUGUGCGUCACUACCGGGUAGAGAUGUACCGCUGCAAGCCAAAGACACAGACAUGGUUGCUGAUUGGGAAGGCCUCUCCUGGUAACCUAGAGCAGUUUGAUGAGCUGUUGUUCAGUGGAAAUAACGACAUGUCUUCCAGCGCUGGUGUUGUUGCUGUCAAGUUCUCUCAGGUCGAUAACCAGAGGCUGGUCGGUGUAGCCUAUGCUGAUGCUGCCCUGCGUCAGCUCGGCGUCAGUGAAUUUGUGGACAAUGACCAGCUCUCCAAUCUUGAGUCAUUACUGGUACAAAUUGGUCCCAAGGAAUGCAUUUUGCCUGCGGGAGAUACCUCAGCCGAGGUAGUUGCCACCCGUCGCAUCAUGGAGAGGUCUAAAGUCCUCAUCAGCGAUCGGAAGAAAGCUGAAUUCAACACUAAGGAUAUCGUGCAGGAUCUCAAUCGAUUACUAAAACUGGCAUCCUCUAGCGGUGCUGCAUCUUUGCCCGAAGUAGAGCUCCACCACGCCAUGUCAGCAGCAGCCGCUCUAAUAAAGUAUCUAGAUCUGCUACGUGAUGAGAGUAACUUUGGUCAGUAUCAGCUCAAGUCGUUUUCUCUUGAUCAGUACAUGAAACUGGACGUGGCUGCAGUGCGAGCCCUCAACCUUGUGCCAAGUGCAACGGAGCGUGGUAAUGGUUCACUGCUGGGACUGCUCAACAAAUGCCGCACACCGCAGGGCCAACGCUUGCUUGCUCAGUGGAUCAAACAGCCACUGCUCGACCUGAACAAGAUCACUGAACGUCACAAUGUGGUGGAGGUAAUGGUGGACAAUACCGAACUCCGGCAAUCGCUAGUGGAUGAGCAUCUAAAGAAAAUUCCAGACUUCUGCCGCCUGGCUAAACGCCUCCAACGGAAGAAGGCCAGCUUGCAGGAUCUUGUGCGCGUCUUUCAGGCGUUGCGUCGCUUGCCAGCGUUGAUAGAGCUACUGGAGACGACGGCACAGGGAAUCACGCACGCAGCUUUGCUUGAUGAGCUCUACACGUCCCAGUUGAAGACUCUCGACAGCGAGUGUUCUAAUUUCAUCGACUUGGUCGAACACACGAUUGACAUGGACCAGAUUGCUAAUCACGAGUUCCUCAUACGCCCCUCGUUUGAUGAGAACCUGCAAGUAUGUCGAGGCCAGAUGGAUGAGAUCCUGGAGAAGAUGCCAUCCUACUUGAACAAGGCGGCCCGCUCCCUGGGUCUGGAGUCAGGCAAGACGAUAAAGUUGGAGUCAACCAGUCAGCUUGGCCAUUUCUUCAGGGUGACGAGAAAGGAUGAGAAAUCGCUGCGCAAUGCACGCGGAUUCAUCACCAUUGAUACGAACAAGAAUGGAGUUCGUUUCACAAGCCCUGACUUGAAGUCCGCCAACACAGAGCUGCAGCAGCUUCAGGACACCUACAACUCACUGCAGAGCACACUGGCUGCUGAGGUGCUCAAAGUUGCUGCUGGCUACGCCGAGCCACUGCAGAAGCUCAAUGAUGUCAUUGCACAUCUAGACGUUCUGACCAGCUUUGCCUACGUGUCAGCGAAUGCACCCGUGCCGUACGUACGGCCUAACAUGCUCUCUAAAGGUGAAGGUGGAAUUUCCCUGGAGGCGUCUCGCCAUCCGUGCGUAGAGGUUCAAGAUAACGUUGCAUUCAUAGCUAAUGAUGUUGAGUUCAACCGAGAUAACAAGAUGUUUCACAUCAUCACCGGCCCCAACAUGGGAGGAAAGUCUACCUAUAUUCGUCAGACGGGAGUCAUAGUGCUCAUGGCACAACUUGGCUGCUUCGUACCGUGCGCAUCUGCCGACAUCAGCAUCGUCGACAGCAUUCUGGUACGUGUGGGUGCCAGCGAUAGCCAGCUGAAGGGUGUCUCAACGUUCAUGGCAGAAAUGCUGGAGACGGCAGCCAUCCUGCGGCUGGCAACGAGUAACUCUCUCAUCAUCAUCGAUGAGCUGGGACGCGGUACAUCUACUUACGAUGGCUUUGGCCUUGCCUGGGCUAUAUCGGAGCAUAUUGCAACCAAGACCAAAGCAUUCUGCAUGUUUGCUACUCACUUCCAUGAACUGACCGAGCUCGGUGAGAGUGUUCCCGCCGUCUACAAUCAACACGUCACAGCGCUAACCACCAAUGACACACUGACGCUGCUCUACAAAGUCAAACCCGGUGUUUGUGAUCAAAGUUUUGGAAUUCACGUUGCCGAGCUGGCUCACUUCCCAGCCUCAGUUGUGGAGUUUGCACGGCACAAAGCCGUCGAGCUGGAGGGUCAUCGGUCCGGAAAGUUUGUCUGCUCUGCAGGUGGUGAUGGCGACGAACCAACUGCAAAACGCCGCAAAGUGGUGGAAGAGGAGGGCGAGAAAAUCAUGUCCGACUUCCUUGCUGCCGUGGAAGCUCUGUCCAGAAAGGAAUUACCGACUGCCGACUUCAGUUCGAAGCUUGAAGAGCUAAGAAGCGGUGUUCUCUCACAAAACAACGAAUAUGUCGCUGCUGUUUUAUCUUGAUCCUGAUGCUGCUGCUCUGCAUAUCUUCAAAUCCCACUCCGUCGAACCAGUGUUUUUUGUCUUUCAUAAAACUUUACUUUCUUUACUCGCAGACUAAGUGAUACACUAGCUAUAGCUAGCCUUGAAAAAAAAACAUUUAAGCCAGUAGUAAACCCUGCUGGCCAUGAAACAGUUCAAAUUCUGCCAUGCAAUCAUCCAACAUUUUUCAUACGUGUAGUAGCGCUCCCAGGGAAUUGUUUUACUUUAGCUGAUUCCUUUUGUCUAAAACGCAGUUGUUGUUUUUUGCAUUAAGGGCAAUGGGAGAUCCUUGCUAAUGCCGUUCAGGCUUUGAGGGCCUGAGAUUGAAUGUAUGCAAUGCUGUCAUGGUAAGCAUUAAACAAGUAUGCCAAACCAAACCAGCCGGUCGAAAAGUUUAUCUUUUGCCAGUUG
Molecule: messenger RNA, 5609 nt
Organism: Sycon ciliatum
Lineage: Eukaryota; Metazoa; Porifera; Calcarea; Leucosolenida; Sycettidae
Product: DNA mismatch repair protein Msh2-like
Exons: 31
Coding region: 2358-5180 (940 amino acids)
Biological process (GO): mitotic recombination; mismatch repair
Cellular component (GO): nucleus; MutSalpha complex
Molecular function (GO): mismatched DNA binding; ATP binding; ATP-dependent DNA damage sensor activity
Source: RefSeq, a predicted model, not a curated record